This is a messenger RNA of Dentiscutata erythropus, 1794 nucleotides long. Lineage: Eukaryota; Fungi; Glomeromycota; Glomeromycetes; Diversisporales; Gigasporaceae. The record is from the annotation of a GenBank genome assembly.
AUGGCUAACAUUCCCCAUGGUGGAGUUCUUAAAGAUGCGCAUGUUCGAGAUGCUCAUAAGAAUGAAUCUUUACGAAUCGAAGCAGAAUCUUUGCCCACUAUAGUAUUGACUGAUCGUCAAUUAUGUGAUUUGGAACUUAUCAUGAAUGGGGGAUUUUCUCCCUUAGAAGGAUUUAUGAACCAAGAUGAUUAUUUAAGUGUCGUGCGCAACCUUCGGCUUAAAAAUGGGUAUCUAUGGUCAAUGCCUAUCACACUUGAUGUCUCUGAAAAUGUUAUAAAAACACUUGAUCUUGCACCAGGCAGACGUUUAGUAUUGCGUGAUUUUCGAGAUGAUUCGCCAUUAGCUAUUUUAACAAUUCAAGAUAUAUAUCGUCCAGAUAAAGUUGAAGAAGCAAUAAAUGUUUUUGGUGAUAAUGAUGAAAAACAUCCUGGCGUUAAUUAUCUUAAAUAUAAAGUCAAGGAAUAUUAUAUCGGUGGCAAUGUUGAGGCAAUUCAGCCACCAAUACAUUACGACUAUGUCGCACGCCGGUAUACACCUGCCGAACUUCGUGCUCAUUUCAAAAAACUCCACUGGAAUCGUGUUGUCGCAUUCCAAACGCGAAACCCAAUGCAUCGUGCACAUCGUGAAUUAACUGUUAGGGCUGCAAGGAUUCGACAAGCGAAUGUUCUUAUUCAUCCUGUAGUUGGCCUGACUAAACCUGGUGAUAUCGAUCAUUACACUAGAGUGCGUGUUUAUCAAGCUAUCAUGCCAAAAUACCCCAAUGGGAUGGCAACAUUAAGUUUAUUGCCAUUGGCUAUGAGAAUGGGUGGUCCGAGAGAAGCUCUUUGGCAUGCUAUUAUUAGAAAAAACUUUGGUGCUACGCAUUUCAUUAUUGGUAGAGAUCAUGCUGGUCCCGGAAAGAAUUCAGAAGGUAAAGAUUUUUAUGAACCUUAUGAAGCACAGGAUGAACUCCAAAUUGAAGUUGUUCCAUUCCAAAUGAUGACCUAUAUCCCUGAUUCUGAUGAAUAUAUGGCGAUUGAUGAAGUGCCAGAAGGUACACGAACAUUGAAUAUCUCAGGUACUGAAUUAAGAAGACGUCUGAAGACUGGCGCACAUAUUCCUGAAUGGUUUUCGUAUCCUGAAGUGGUUAAAGUACUUCAAGACACGCAUCCACCAAGGUCAAAACAAGGUUUCACAUUGUUCUUAACGGGAUAUUAUAAUUGUGGCAAAGCUGCCAUUGGUCGGGCUUUGCAAGUUGUACUCAAUGAACAAGGUGGAAGGUCAGUCACUUUGUUGUUGGGUGAAAUUGUACGUCAUGAACUUUCAUCCGAUCGCGAUCAAAAUAUUGCUCGUAUAGGUUUUGUAUCUGCAGAACUCACGAAAGCUGGUGCAGCAGUUAUUGCCGCGCCAAUUGCACCAUAUGCAGAAGCACGUAAUAACGCAAAAGCACUGGUUGAAACUUAUGGUGGCUUCUAUUUAAUUCACGUUAAUACUCCUCUAGAAUAUUGUAUUAAAACCGAUAGAAAGGGUAUUUAUAAGAAAGCACAAUCUGGCGAGAUUAAAGGGUUUACAGGUGUCGAUGAUCCUUAUGAAAAACCUACAAAUGCAGAUAUUGUUGUCGAUACGAGUAAACAAAGCGUUAGUGAAAUUUGUCAUCAAAUUGUUCUAUUGCUUGAAAAGUUAUCAAAAGUUAACAUGUUAUAUUUUAAUUUUGAAGCUUUAGUUCUAAAUAAUUUUGGAUCUAAUCCUGUAAGGUUUUUGUUUAUAACAGCUAUUAAAAUACUAGAGAAUAAUGCAGUAGUUAUCAUAUUGUAA